AUGAGUCACAAUCAUUACUAUAGGAUCGUCGUCGUCGGUGUGCUGCUGCAGCUGAUCACCCUCACGUCACCCGCCGGUGCUGUCCGUUACGUGCCAAAGUGGAAGAAGCAGGCCUGCGAACUGCCAACGCCGCAAAACGAAUACUCUCACUACGUCUGCGACGACAACGGUGACGUAAAGUGUCUGCCCGGAUGGGCAGGCGAUCUGUGCGAUGUGCCGAUCUGCAAGAAGGGUUGUGAUCCGCUCCAGGGUUACUGCAAGCGACCGGGCGAGUGUCGCUGCAAGCUAGGCUUUUACGGUGAAAACUGUAACCGGUGCAUACCGCUGCCCGGCUGUCAGCACGGUGGCUGCCAGGUGUCGUUCGAAUGCGUCUGCCAUAAGGGAUGGGACGGUAUCUUCUGCUCGGAACCGAUCUGCCGUUCUGACUGUCACCCAUCGCGUGGAUACUGCGAGGCACCGGGCGAAUGUCGUUGCCGGUUGGGUUGGGCUGGUCCGACCUGUCGUGACUGUCAGGUACUUCCGGGAUGUAUGCACGGAACAUGCACGAAGCCGUUGGAAUGCAAAUGUCUACCAGGGUGGACAGGAAUACUGUGCCAGACGCCAAUCUGUGCUUCAAACUGCAGCCGCGAACAUGGAUACUGCAGACGUCCGGGGGAGUGCCGCUGCAAGGUUGGUUGGAUGGGACAGGAUUGUGCCAAAUGUCAUCCGUAUCCUGGCUGCGUUAAUGGAGACUGUAGGCGACCGUGGGAAUGUAACUGUAAGCCCGGUUGGGGUGGAAUGCUUUGCGAUGAAGAGCUCAACUACUGCGAAAACAAUCCAGACACCUGCCAGAACGGUGGGAAGUGUAAGUCGUUGAUCAAGGAUGAUGGAUCCUAUCGGUGCGAAUGUCCCACCGGUUACAAGGGACGUAACUGUGAGAUUCUGCCCAUGUCCAUGAUGACUUCGACGAGCAGUAGCAGCACCGAACCAUCCACUACUACCACGACCGAUGCGUCCAGCAGUGAUACAUCGUCGGAAUUGUCGGCCACUACGCUCGCGACGGAAAGUCUAGAAACGUACCGCAACUCAUCGCAAUUGUCAACCAGCGAAGAUUACCUGACCGAUGAAUACAGCUCGGAAGAUCUAGACAACGAAGCCUAA
This is a messenger RNA of Anopheles marshallii, 1140 nucleotides long. Its product is annotated as delta-like protein C. The record is from RefSeq and is a predicted model, not a curated record. The transcript has 5 exons. Gene Ontology annotation, molecular function: signaling receptor binding; calcium ion binding. Gene Ontology annotation, cellular component: membrane; cell surface; extracellular region. Gene Ontology annotation, biological process: cell communication; anatomical structure development. NCBI's taxonomy places the organism in Eukaryota, Metazoa, Arthropoda, Insecta, Diptera, Culicidae. Bases 1 to 1140 code for a protein of 379 amino acids.